AUUUUAAAGUUUGGCAACGCUAGUGAUUUAAGUCAACUAAGGUAUUCCUUGCCGUAUUUAGGAGAGUUUAGCCUGCAGUUAAAAUGAGGAAAGUAUUUUUCUACUUGAUAUUCGUCAUUGAAGUCUGCAAAGAAGUCGUUUUUGCACAAGGAGCAGUAACUGCGAAUCCACCGGUUGCACCUGCUCUUGCGUUAGGAGGCUUUGUCCAGGCACUGCUCGAUAUGCAGAUUCGACCUCAUGGAGGCUAUUACGAAGAAAAGUACAAAGAAAUCUUCCAUGAUGAUGGCGCUCCAGAAGUUGUAGUUUUGGGCAAGCGACGCACUGAUUCUCAACCAGAAUUACAGUUUAAAGAAAUCUUAUCGCAAGAUGGAAAAUUGCUUCAAGAUGCAACUCUCGGUAAAAACCCAAACCCUUGUUUUGAAAGUGACCGAAUUCAUCGCAAUCGUUUACUGGCUUUGGUGUGUGCAAUGCAGUUGAGAAAUGUAUGGCAUAGGAACACCUAGAUGAUCCUUCAGCAACAGCUUAUUUCAAAUUGAAAUCUGUUUUCUCUUCUGUAGUUUUCUCUUUUCGUUUGAACUAGGAACAAAUUAAAAGAUUACUCUUUCUGCUUAAGGCUUAACAUUCAAAGCUGAGUCUUCAACGUUGUACAUGAGUAAAGAACAGAAGACUUUAGUUUCACUGAAAUCAGUUAUUUUCUCUCCAUAAAUGAAUGACUUUGCGCGAAGCAGACCAUGACUAAGGAAUAUUGCGUUCUGAUAAAAAUACUCGUAUGGCAAAUGUCAGUUCUCUAUUCUGUUAAAUGUAGAAAUUGAAAGAGUACUAAAUGUCGCAGUUUUUCCGCGGGAUGGUGGAACAAUAAAUUGGAAGAUUAAGGGAGUUUUUAAAUUUUUCAAUCGAAAUCCAUGAAUUUUUAAUCUAGAGCUUUUAUUAUUUUUACAAUCCCUAAUCUUCUGUUCGUAUAUUUAUUAAACAUUUUACUAUUUUAUUGUUACUAAAAAUAAAAAUAAAAAUAAAUAAAAUAUUGGUUGUCCAUUUUCUUGCAUAUUUCGUACUAGUACAAAAAGUGGAUCUAUUAUUUUUGUAUAUUCAGUACAGGAAAUGGAUUCUUUAGUGUUUUUCCUUAAAGAAACCUCGAGUGACAUAAACACUAACAUGUAAAGAAUAGAUUUAAACAAACUGAAUUU
This is a messenger RNA of Stegodyphus dumicola, 1184 nucleotides long. RefSeq lists its product as uncharacterized. NCBI's taxonomy places the organism in Eukaryota, Metazoa, Arthropoda, Arachnida, Araneae, Eresidae. The record is from RefSeq and is a predicted model, not a curated record.